CAGGAGCCGGUGCCCACAUAGGCAAGCUCCAGGCAUAAAGACGACACCUGCCUCACCUCUAGCACCUUUGGGCCAGUCAGCCGCACCAUGUCUGUGAGUACCAUGAAGACAGCACCAUCCCUCAUCCAAGAGAUCCUCAGCUACCUGGGCCUUGCCAACAAGACUGCAGCUUGGGGGACCCUGGGAACCCUAAGGACAUUCUUGAGCUUCACUGUGGACAAGGAUGUACAGAGGCUGCUGAGGGCCAUUACAGGCCAAGGCGUGGACAGUAACGCCAUUGUGGCCGUGCUGACCAAUCGGAGCAGAGAGCAAAGGCAGCUUAUCUCUAGAGCCUUUCAGGAGCGCACCCAACAGGACCUGCUGAAGUCCCUCCGAGCAGCGCUGUCUGGCAACCUGGAGAAGAUCGUGGUGGGUCUGCUGCAGCCCAUGGCCCAAUUCGAUGCCCAGGAAUUGAGGACAGCCUUGAAGGCCUCAGAUUCUGCUAAAGAUGUGGCCAUAGAAAUUCUUGCCACCCGAGCCCCACCUCGGCUACAGGAGUGCCUGACAGUAUAUAAACACGAUUUCCAGGUGGAGGCUGAGGAGGACAUCAAGUCUGAAACCAGUGGCAUCUUGCAGGACCUGCUCCUGGCCCUUGCCAAGGGGGCCCGUGAGAGCUACUCCGGAAUCAUAGACUAUAACCUGGCAGAACAGGAUGUCCAGGCACUACAUCAGGCAGAAGGACCCAACACAGAGGGGACAUGGGUCCUCCUCUUCACCCAGAGAAAUCCUGUACACCUCAUCCGAGUGUUUGACCAGUACCAGCGGUAUACUGGGUAUGAAUUGGAAGAGGCCAUCCAGAAUCGUUUCCAUGGAGACACCCAGGUGGCCCUACUCAGCCUAGCCUCGGUAGUCAGGAAUACACCGUCAUACUUUGCUGACAAACUUCACCAAGCCCUCCAGGAAACUGAACCCAAAUACCAAGUCCUGAUGCGCAUCCUCAUCUCUCGCUGUGAGACUGACCUUCUCAGUAUCAGAACAGAGUUCAAGAAGAAAUUUGGGAAGUCCCUCUACUCUUCUCUCCAGGACACAGUGAAAGGGGACUGCCAGUCAGCUUUCCUGGCCUUGUGCAGGGCUGAAGACAUUUGAGACUUCCCUGCCUCCACUCCACAUGACACUCAAGGAUCAGAGUCCUGUGUUGGGCUGAGCCUGUAGGAAACCAGCAGAGCCUCCACAUGGGACAGCCCCUCACCGAACACCGUGUUUCAGCUUCUUAUUGAGGCUGGAACUCUGUUUUGUUACGUCCUUUAAUUUCCUACAACUCAAAAUGAUAUCUGUACCUGGGUCUCUAGCUCUGUCUUUGGGGUGGGGUGAUGAGAUCUCUUUGAUAGUUUCUGCGUGGCUCACUUUUCCUGUACCCUGGCCAGAACAUCUCAAUGGUAGCAGAACUCUUCUGGCACACUUUACUAUUGUUUGUGUGCCCUGAUUGAAUUUUGGGUGGAGCAGGACACAGGACGGAAAGGGGCCUUGGAGUUGCAGGCGCCUUUGAUGUACACUUGGCUGUUCAACAGGAUACAG
Messenger RNA from Otolemur garnettii (small-eared galago), 1554 nucleotides. RefSeq names its product annexin A9 (gene ANXA9). Bases 88 to 1125 code for a protein of 345 amino acids. Lineage: Eukaryota; Metazoa; Chordata; Mammalia; Primates; Galagidae. Gene Ontology annotation, molecular function: calcium-dependent phospholipid binding; calcium ion binding. The transcript is spliced from 13 exons. Gene Ontology annotation, cellular component: cytoplasm. The record is from RefSeq and is a predicted model, not a curated record.